UGUGAAGAAGAAGACAACACGUGCGUGUAUUCAACGUGUGUUUGCUUAGUUCAGUUUUGUUUUUCAUAGAGUUCGGCUGUUUCAAACAUUAUUUUCUGCCAGAUUAAAUUUGAAACAUAAUGGAAAGUGAGCAGCCAACGGCUGUGAAAGCCUCGGCAUCAAUUGAAGACCCAAAAAGUGUUGAAACACCCACUGAAUCGGGGAAACAUAAUAUUCCUGUAGCACACUUAUCAACAGAUAAGGUGCAAACAAAGCCCACAGAAACGCCAAAUGCAGUCGAAGCGCCACCAGAAAUGGAGCAGGUAGUGGAGGAUAAGUCAGUCAAUGAGUCAACAACUGUCAACGCCCAAAUUACAGGUCAAAAAAUAGUUUCUGAAUCAGUUGAAAUUGCUGCCGCAGAGAUGGAAUGUGAGAUAUCACAAGCUGUAGCGGAGAAGAAAAAUACCGCACAGGAAUCUCCUCUAGAAAUGGACUGCGAGUUGUCCCCAGUGGCGGAAACAGAUUCACAGAAAGUUCCUUUAGUCGCUCCAAACAAGUCAGCACCCGAGAAACCAAUUCCUCAAGUACAACCCGCUCCAGAGGCUAACCCAGCUCCUCGACCAAGUGGACUUAGUUUAUUGGCAGCCUACACCUCCGAUGCUGAUAAUUCUGAUGUGGAGGAAGUUACCCCAACUCAGGACAGCGACAACGAAGUUGUGGAAGUUCCGGUGACGGAAACCGCUUCCUCCACCGCCUAUCGUCCAGUGGUGGCUGUGAGCUCAGGUGGCGAAAGCUCGGAAAGCAGUAGUAGCAGUGACUCUGAUUCCGAGGGAGAAUACCUCACUGUACUUCGCAAAAAGAUAGACAAGCGGAUCAAUACCGUGGAAUGCGAUGAGGAUGACGAGGAUUUGGAUGAGGAUGGGGCUACGGGGGAUCGGUCCCGCCGACGCCAGCCGCCAAAGGUGCGGGGAGAAAUGCUUCUCGAUGAGCUGCCACCCAUUCAUCAACUAGAGAUCACUGUUCCCGAGGAUGAAUGCGUUGAACUGGGCAAGGUUCAAUCCAUUGUAGAUCAGCUCGUUUUGGUUUCCGUCCUGCCGAAUUCCAUGCUGUUCGAUCUGGAUACUGUUUUGUUCUUGGAGAAGGGUCGCAAGGUCCUGGGCGAGGUGUUUGAUGUGCUAGGUCAGGUGUCAGACCCAAUAUAUUGCGUUCGUUUCAACACUAACCAACAAAUCCUGGACAGAGGCAUCAAAAUUGGCGAUGUGGUGUACUGUGCUCCAAAAACCGAGCACACCCAGUUUGUAAUUCUGUCGAAGUUGAUGCAAGUUCGAGGAUCGGAUGCUUCAUGGGAGCACGAUGUGGAACCACCUGCGCGCUACGUAGACCACUCCGAUGACGACGAGGAAAGAGAAGCCAAAAAUGAGCGACGAAAGCGCCGCCAAAGGGAUCGUACCAACUCCACAGACUCUGUGGAUACAGUAACCUCCGUGGCAACAACAGCAACAGAGGUAUCUUCAGUGGCUCCUCCUCCCCGCCAGCGUGGACGACGCGGGCAGCGGGAGAGCUUCAGGCAGAGCCAGAGAUUCUCUAAUUCGCAGGACAAUCAAAGCCAACCCCGAGAUCAGCAGUACAACUACCAUCCAAGCUAUAACCCGGGAAGCUGGCACUCCAACUACUACCAGAACUACCAUCAGGCAGCGACUAACUUCAACAUGCCGCCACAGCAGCCUGGUAUGCCCUUCCCAGUGCCCAAUUACGGUUAUGGGAUGCCCUACGCCAUGCCUCCAAUGUACCCCCACAUGUACCCGCCACCGCCACCCUUCGCUCCACCUCCUCCAAACAACAAUCCACAUCAGGGACAACCGCCUCAAAGCUAGAGAUAAGCGAGAAACUACUGUGAAUUAUUUUUAUUAUUCCAAUAAAAAAUUUCCUUAAUCAA
Messenger RNA from Drosophila rhopaloa, 1915 nucleotides. Its product is annotated as H/ACA ribonucleoprotein complex non-core subunit NAF1. The coding region runs from base 120 to 1853 and encodes 577 amino acids. The record is from RefSeq and is a predicted model, not a curated record. Gene Ontology annotation, biological process: ribosome biogenesis; pseudouridine synthesis; box H/ACA snoRNP assembly. The transcript has 2 exons. Gene Ontology annotation, cellular component: sno(s)RNA-containing ribonucleoprotein complex. Gene Ontology annotation, molecular function: RNA binding. Lineage: Eukaryota; Metazoa; Arthropoda; Insecta; Diptera; Drosophilidae.